Astyanax mexicanus (Mexican tetra) is the source of this 3913-nucleotide messenger RNA. RefSeq lists its product as uncharacterized. NCBI's taxonomy places the organism in Eukaryota, Metazoa, Chordata, Actinopteri, Characiformes, Acestrorhamphidae. The transcript has 5 exons. The record is from RefSeq and is a predicted model, not a curated record. Bases 167 to 2962 code for a protein of 931 amino acids.
ACAGUCAGUCACAGUGCAGACUAGCAACACACUCACACACACACAACGCCCUGUUGGAGAGAGAGAGAGAGCGCGAGCAGAAAUGAAGCUAUAACACACACACAUUCUAUAACUAUAACACACACACACACACACACUGCGUCUGAAGCCGUCGCUCUGCAGCACCAUGAAGAAAAGCUCUCUAAAUUUCCUGAACCGGAAACCUCAGAACCUGUUUGACACCGGGGUCCAGAUCAAACACUUUGAAAAUGUAGAGUUAGUGCUGGACUCGGCAGCCAUCCCAGAGUCCGGCACGGCCAAAGUCCGGUCCAGACCCACCGUCAAACACUUCAGCACAUCUGGAGAUGGUGCUCUGGGAUUUGCGGUUCCCACCCCAACAGUUCCUGUUCUUCCACCACUAAACGGACCCCAGAGCGGAAACACAGGAAGCCAUGAGAGACUUCCAAACGGAGGCAUGAUCAGUAUUGCAGACCCUGAGGAAGGACAGAUCUUGAUUCCUGCUCCACCUUCUAUGGCUCCUCCACCACCACCACCCCAGUUCAUCCCUCCAUCACCCCAAUAUAUCCCUCCUCCACAGGAAUUCUUUGGGAACAAGGACCCAUCUAUAGAUCUUGCAGCGCUGCAACCACCAUCCAUGCCUCCUCCCAAACCACCAUCACUAACUGGCUCCACAACAUCAGAGGAGCUGGACCCAGUCUUCAUCAAGCCCCCACCGAUGGCUCCUCCAAAACCUCCCAGCGAUAUCUCCAGCCUGAGGUCCUCUGUCCCCAUCUCCAGCCCUUUAAUUUCUGCCCAAGACAUCCCAGAAUGCCCCACCUUCACUCCUCCACUACCUCCAAUGGAGAAGCCAGAGUCUCCACUUCUCAGAAAUGCCCAGAAGACACCGCCUCCAAAACCUGUGAGGCUGUCCUCCAUCUAUAAUUUUGAGUUACCCCCAACUCCUACACCCGCAGCAACCCCAGCUUCCAGCUUCAACCCUCAGACCACAGCCAAGCUCUACAGCGUGCCAAAAACAACAGUGCUCAGCAACCAAACUGACAAGGAGGUAAGAACCCAGCACAUCCUGCUGCUAGAGGACACUUCUGGGAACCCAGUUGGGGUUCACAUCAAUGGGAAGGCCUCUUCCUCAGUAAAGGAGGUCAGUCCAGGUCAAGAUGUGGUACCCCCAGUCAAGCCAGUGCGACGAAACAGCUCAGGCAUCCAGCUAGAGAAAGACGUAGAAGACUUGAACAAGAACUUGCCAGAAUUGCCCGGAACAACCAUCAGUGGCGAGCCUGCAAAAGUGACGAUUCCGCAAGAAGUCCCGAAUAAGAUCCAAAGCUCUGUCAGAAGUUCCCCCAACACAGAACGGUCUCAAAAUAUCCCACCGGUUCAAGAAAUCAGUCAAGUCAAUGAACGGCCAGCAUCUCCAAGCAGAACACGCUCCUACAGUCCGUUACUGAGCCACAAGCUGCAAACCUUGCGAGGUCAUGAGGGAUCCAGUGGGAAAGAAGCUUCUACAUCCCCACUUGCCCUUCUAAUGGCCGCCAAGAACCGAGACAAGCACCGGUCUGGCUUGUCUAGACAGAGCAGCAACAAGAGCAACAGCUCUGCUGAAUCCCUGAACGUUAGCGUCCAACCUAAUGAGACCAAACCCAACUCCUUCACCAUCACCCCAAUUCCUGCUUCCUCAGAAAGUCUUCUCCGCACAGAGCCCAAACAAGCCAUCUCAGCAGAGCCCAAACCCCAAAGCCCAAAGAUUCCCAAACAAGAACCUUCCCAAGUCCCCCAACCUGUACUUUCCAUCAGUCCUGUGAAGCAAGAGGACAAUGAGUCUGCCAUUCCUUUCAUCCCACCUCCACCUGAGUUCGCUAACUCUGAUUCGGAAGAUGACGUUCCACCAAGCACACCGCCACCUGCUCCACCGGCAAAGAGUGUUGCUCAACCGCUCAUCAAUGGCCCUUCUGUUACUCCAAACGACAAAUUAUCCAGCACUUAUACAGCACCACCACCUACAUCUGUUACCAGGACUGAACCCAUACUCAAACAAGUGGUGCUAAGCAAACCAAAAGCCCCAACAGGACAGCCACCAGUCCAACCACAGACCCAAACACAAGCUGUACCAAUGGCCCAAACCAAAAAUCAACUUCCAGUUCAACCAACAGUCCAACCUAAAUUCCAAUUUCCAGCACAAACCCCAGCCCAACUCAAAACUCAACUUCCACCUGCACCAACUAUCCAACCUGCAGCUCCACCAACAACCCAACCUCCAGCUCCGCCAACAAUCCAACCUCCACCUCCUCCAACAACCCAACCGCCAGCUCCUCCAUCAACUCAACCUCCAGCUCCUCCACCAACCAAACCCAAAGCCCAAAUCCCAUUUCCACCUCCAGUCCAACCCAAAACCCAAACCCAAGCUCCACCACCAACUCAACCCAAAGCCCAAAUCCCAGCUCCACCCCCAGUCCAACCCAAAACCCAAACCCAAGCUCCACCACCAACUCAACCCAAAGCUCAAAUCCCAGUUCCACCCCCAGUCCAACCCAAAACCCAAACCCAAGCUCCACCACCAACUCAACCCAAAACCCAACCCCCAGCUCAGACCCCCGCAUCGGUCUCGGCCAGCCAGGCCACCCUGCUAAGCAUCCUGCAAAAGAAGAUGCUAGAAAUGGACUCCAAGUUUGCUCCAGUAAAGGAGGCGGACCCCAACAGUGACGAGUGGAACUCCCCUCUGUCUGAUGAUGAUGGGGCGGCUGGUUUUCCUCUAAAAUCUACAGCUAAACCCAAGAGUGCCACCCUGCCCAUGCAGACCCGAGGACUGGACAUGAAGGAACUGGAGAACAAAGUGGCGAAGAAAGCUCAGGAUAUGAGUAUCAAAGCUCCAGCCAGCAACGGCCCUCAAUCCAAGCAUCCGUACGGCAUGACGUUCACCGUGAGACCCGGAACCAAACAGCCCAUCACUCCUGUGAUAAAGACGGACUGAACCCGGCCAGAACCUCACUGAACUUCCAGAACCAGUACCUCACUGCAGGAGAAGCUGUUUGAUGCUUUAAUGCUUGUAUAUAUGAAGAAGGAAGCUUUUGUAAGACUGAGCAUCGGUUCCCACAAGGAAUAAUGGAGAACUCUGCAUGAAAAAGGAGCUUCAGUGGACUUUCCCCCGGUCGUGGGCAUAAUUGGACCUCCUGAAAAUCUAUCCUUGUGGUUUUGCUGCAGAACAGCAGGUGUUUUGUUCCCGCGGCUGGAUUGAAUUUCUCCUCUAUGUGCUGAUGUGUGUAUGCGAGUGUGUGUGAGAGUGUGUAAGUGUGUAUGCGAGUGUGUGUGUGCCAAAGCCUAGGCUGGAUUUGUCCUCUGCAGGUCUUACACACUCGGCUGAUUCCUUAUCUGAGGGUAAACAGCACAAUCCGCCCACUUUCUGCGCUUAUUUUAUACGUUUUAAAACAGACCCUGUGGAGGAAAGCAGGACUGUGUACCGUCGCCUUCGGGUCUCAUUCAGGUCAAACUGUUUUACUGAACUCUACUGUUAUUAUCUAUUAUUAUUCAGCUGCUGCUGCUGCUAGAACCUCCACAAAACCUGGAAACGGACUGGAGAGAAUGUGUACAGAUAACACACAGGGUGGAGGGUGUAUAAUAUAUACAGCUCUGGAAAAAAAAAAGAAAACACCCAUUAAAAAUGAUGAGUUUCUUUGAUUUUACCAAAUUAAAAAACUCUUUGACUCUUUCGCAAGCCAUCAAACCAAGCUGAACUGCUUGAAGUUAUCCAAAAGCAGUGUGUAAGACUAGUGGAGGAGAACAUGAUGCCAAGAUGCAUGAACACUGAUUAAAAAACAUUUCUGAACACUUAAAACUUUAUGAAUAUGAACUUGUUUUUUCUUUGUAUUAUUUGAGGUCUGAAAGCUCUGUAUCCUUUUUUGUUAUUUCAGUCAUUUCUCAUUUU